AUGACCUUUGACUUUGAGCAGCUAGAAAUGGCCGAACAGGUGAGAGAAUGCCAGAACUACGAAAGAGAGACGGUUGAAAAAGAGAGUCGGAAAAGCGACAGGCGUGAUGGAAAUGCUGAGUUCCCCUUGGAUUUAGAGCCAUUUUCAUCGUCCUUUGGGUCUUCCUCGGCUUCAAGACCGCGAAGCAGAGCCAGAACUUGGUUUGAGAUCAAGCGUUUCUUUGAGGCAGAUGCACGAGGAUCCCCCAGUGGAAGGGCACAUUCUGUUCGACAGCUAUUGCUGAAGACUGUUCAUGAACGGUUACACCAAGAUGGGUUUGUACUGAUCGACUGCUACCUGCCGAAGAAUGCAGCACAAGAUCUCGCAAAGCAGUUGGAGGUACUGAAUGUGAAGGAUCAAGUUGCGGCUGGAUAUAAAGAGGCUGUCCAGCCUUGGGUGGGGAGUCACUUGCUGCAGUCAGCAUUUACACUUCCACAGCCUGUUUCAAGAACAAAAGAAAACCACGUUGCCCUUUCAAACCUGUGCAGCACUUGUGAGGUGAGCUUCUCAGGUGCAAGUGGAGAGUUAUCCGUUUUUAGACCAGAUACAAAAGAAGGAUUUCUUCUGUCCAUGAAAGCAUUCUUACACGCUGCAGCCAGUCGUGCAGAGACACACAGUGUUGCAACGGAUAAGAUUCCGAAGGUCCUCGUGAAGUUUUGCUUUGGCGAGCUUCCCAACCGAGAAGGCAGAGCUUUUGAAGCAUGA
Durusdinium trenchii is the source of this 744-nucleotide messenger RNA. NCBI's taxonomy places the organism in Eukaryota, Dinophyceae, Suessiales, Symbiodiniaceae. The record is from the annotation of a GenBank genome assembly.